Messenger RNA from Closterium sp. NIES-65, 3591 nucleotides. The record is from the annotation of a GenBank genome assembly. NCBI's taxonomy places the organism in Eukaryota, Viridiplantae, Streptophyta, Zygnematophyceae, Desmidiales, Closteriaceae.
AUGAAGUGGAAAAAGCUGAUGGGAGGGAAGGGGAAGGCCCAGGAGGGUGGAGCGGAGAGCGGUAGAGGCCCUCCUUAUGUGGAUGUUGAUGUUCCAGGAAGCUUCGAUAAGUCGAUAAAUAGCGACGCGCUCGACGGCGAUUCGUUCGGCCCGCCGCUGACGCCACAGACGGCGUCGAUAGAGGACGAGUUCCGCCGCGGCAUGCAGGAGGUUCGCGAGAUGCGCGACAAGUACGAGGGGCUGCUGUUCCUCGUCGCCAACGCGCAGCAGCGCGCCGCAGAGUUCUCCGAUUCGUUUCGGGAGCUGUCCUCCUUUGUGGCGGGCGCGUUUGGUGCUAUAGAGGACGGGAACGUGGGCGAGGUGUUCCAACACGUAGCUGUGGUAGAGGACCGCAUCGGACAGCUCUUCCAUUACUAUGCCAUGCAUCUAGCACAGGCCAUAGCAGAGCCUACGGAGUCCUUGCUCGUGGAAAUACACCAAGUGGAGGAGACAAGAAAGCUGUACGAGGCAAAGAGGCGCACUUAUGCGGAAGCCAGAGCAGCAGCGCGCACCCAUGUACCAUCCCCUGCCACCACACGCAUUGGAUGCUCUGGGGGCGGGGGCGGGGGGGCGGGAGGGGGAGGGGGAGGAGGAGGGGGCGGAGCUAGUUCCGCAUCUGCAGCAGCAGCAGGCGGAGCAGGAGGGGGAGGAGGGUCGGCGGCAGUGGCGAGAGCAGCAACAGUUGGCGAGACAGACUGGGAAGGAGGGGCAGCGCGAGGCCGGGGCAGGCGAGAGCCAGAAGAAGGGGGGAGAGAUGAGGAGGAGGAAGAGGAGGAAAUGAGCGAGGAGGAGCGGGCAGCCAAGGAGGAAUUUGACGAAGUAGCCAUGACUCUCGGGUGCAGGAUACUUGCCUUAGAGCAGAGGCGGCCCAGGGCGUUACUCUCUCAGGUGGUGAGGCACCACGUGGCAAAGAGCCGGCUGCUGAGACGGUCUCAGCUGCAGCUGGGGCAGCUGGAUGGGAUCAUAGGGUAUCUUGUGGAGGAGCUGGGGAUGGGGCGUGCGGCGCUGCUUUGUAGCGUUGAUGAGGGUGACUAUGACGAGGAUGAUGACUGGGGGGGCGUGGCAGCAGGCAGUGUGGAGCAGGGUACCUCAUCCCCAACACACGUUCUCUACGCGUUUUGCAUCAACUCAAAGCUUCCUAUACUGUCCACCCUUCCACCUGUGCUGUGCCUGCAGAGCACCGCAUCUCAAGACACGUUCACCACGCUUCCCCCGCCCCCUACCUCCGCCCCCUUGCCCUCAGUUCCCACCUCCGCCCCCCUCCCCGCUCCCCCCACCUCCGCGCCCCUGCCUUCACCUCCUCCUGCCCACUCCACCCAACCCACCACCACCAGUAGCAGCAACACCACUAUCAUCUCUGCAGCUGUUGCUUCUGCAGCUGCUGCCGCUACUGCUUCGUUCGCUGCACACCCUUCUGUCACAGGACCUACCACUGUUCCAGGCCCAGGAGGAGCAGUAGUACCUGCUGCAGCAGCAUCAUUAUCAGGAUCAGCAGCAGCAGCAGCAGCAGCAGCAGCUGCGGCGGCGACCGCGGCAGCAGUUGCACAGAUACUUUCAGCUGCAGUGGCAGCAGCAGCAGCGGGGGGUGGGGGUGGGUUGAGGGGGAGAGCAGCACACGUGGGUCCCUUUGCCAUGCAAAUGUCUGGCCCGCUGCCCCGCCCCUCUGCUGUUGAACAAGCUGUAACAGGAGCUGCUGCUGCUACCUCUGCCUCUGCUACAGCUACUGGUCCUGCUACAGGCGGUCCUGCAGGCCCCGGAGGUGGUUCGGCAGGUGGUCCGGCAGGUGGCUUGGCAGGUGGAGCAGGCGGAAGUGGGGGAGGGCGGUUCAGCUUUAGCUCUGUCAGCAGGGAAGGCCCAGCAGGUGGGUUGGCAGGAGGUCCUUCAGGUGGUUUGGCAGGGGGCUUCACAGGUGGGCUGACUGGAGGAGCAGCCAUGCCCAUGCCUGGGCUUCAUGCCCCAGCGAAGAGAGUAAGCCAUUCGGGGCCGAUUCUCCGGGGCAGCGGUGCUGGUGCUGGGUCAGUGUUAGGAACAGCAUUAGGGGCAACAGGAGCAGCAAGAGCAGGAGCAGGAGGAGCAACAGGAGCAGGCACAACCAUGCCUCUGUACGAUCCCUCUGCUUCUUACCCUCCCUCGUCCUUCUUCCCUCCCUCCGCAUCAUACCCCCCAUCAUCAGCACCUGCCUUCUCAUCCAGCCUCCAGCAAGCGUACAUGAUAGGAGCCAUACCCUCCCAACCUCCUAUGCCUUCCCAAUCACCCAUGCCCUCUCAACCUGCUACGACCCUCACAGCUGCUCCUGUGUCUGGGUAUGCCUACGCUGGGGCAGCAGCAGGGGGAACAGUGGGCAGCGGGGCAGGGUAUGGGAUGGAGCCGCAGCCUAGCUGGCAAGCUGGUGUGUCUGGAGCCGGUAUGAGGCCAACAGGGAUGGCAGCCGCAGCAGGAGCAACAGGCCUAGCAGUCCCGGCAGCAGUGUCGAUGGGACCUUCAACAGGAGUCCCAAUGGGAGUUCAAACGGGAGGCCUGGGUGUGGGUCAAAGCUAUCCGUCCCACCCAGCUUACGGUUUCAACACCAGCCCGAGUGCCGGAUUAGGGUUUGGGAGCGGUAGCAGCGGAUUAGGGUUUGGCGCCUCGCCUGUUUUCCAGGGUGGUUUACCCAGCAAGGCCCUGAGUGGACCCAUAGCCCGCAGCUCUUUCUACGGAGGCAGUGGUUUGCUCUCCUCAGCCGGCAUUCCAGGCCUGACCGGUGCUGGUGGCAGUGGUAGCAGCAGCGGCAGUGGUGGCGGCGGCAGUGGCGGUUUCAACAGCAGCGGCACAGGACACAUGCGGGAAGAGAGGCUGAUAAAAUCCGGCCCGAUUGGGCCGAGUAACAGCUACUAUGUGGCCAUGGCUGCUCCUGCGCUCUCCCCGCCCAAGGUCACAGAGUUAUAUGCCCUCCCGCCUCCACCUUUGGAGCUGAACUCGUCUCCUGGUAGAGUGGUUUCAGGGGGCACGGGGGGUGCUGGUAGCGGUGUGGGCAGCGGUGGGAGUGAGGGGAAGGUCCUGCGGUCCCCUGGGGCCAAGGAGGGUUCGACAGUGGGAGCGGUGGCUGGUGGGGGGGGAAAUGGUGGUGGCGGGGUGGGUGGAGCAGCAUUGGAUGUGAAAGGGGAGAGGCAGGAGAGGGAGGUGGUUCCUUUGUCCUCUUUGUCAUUGUCAUCCACACCAGCCCAGUCCCUGUGUUCCAUAGAUAGCCCUGGAGCUGUGGCACCUGACGACCUCACCCUUCCCCGCUCCCAGGGUGCCGCCUCUUCGUCCUCUUCCUCUUCCGCUGCCCAGUCCUCGGCGGCUACUUCAUCUCUUCAGCCCAGGCAGCAUCAUCCGGGUUCGGUUGAUCGAUCUCAACCGUCGGAUGCGGCUAGUUCAAGACGGCUGGAGAUCCAGCUGAGGCAGGCUUUUUCGAUGCCACGUCAGCAUCAUCUAGUGUCACCGGCUGAUGGCAUGUGCAGUCCACAUUCGUCCAUGACAUCAUCGUCGUCCUCGCCUGUGCAUUCCCCACUGUUGCCAGCUGCUGCACAGUGA